UAUUUCCUCCUGGCUUGUCUGGGUUUCCUCUCCCCCUCCCCCCCUUUGCAUGCGACAUGAAUCCUCCCCCGUCGCAUGACCCGGGUCGUCGGAGGUCCUUGGGCAGCAGUGGCAGCCCCGGGUUCCCUGGUGAGUCCCAGGAAGUCCGGCUCGCACAACUCUCUUACGCCCGGCCACACCGUUCUCACAUGCUUAUGGCGCCGCGUUCUUGCUGCUGCCUGCCUCGCUUCUUGUCGAUCGGACAUAUUCGCUAACUCCGAGUCUCCCCUAUCUAGGUGUUCAAGAUCCGUCCUCUGCACCGCCGCUGGGGACGCGCCGCAUGCCUCCUCCUUCCCCCCCACAACACUAUCCAUCUCGAGGGCCCACGGGAAAUGCCCCUCCCAUGUCUACCCCCUUCUUGUCGCGUGAGCCUCCCAGCAACCCGGCUCAUCACCGUCCAGGGAGCAGCAUGUCGAUAUCGUCCAUGCUUGGCUCGGACGCUGACCGACCAGGCCGGGAUGUAGGCUCUUCGUCCAUCUUCUCGCGUCUCCCAGUGUCCUCCGCCCCGUUCGGUGCCCCCCAUCCGCCGUCUGCGCCCGGCGCGAUGUCGCCGCCGACCGCGCCGGCACGACCCUCCCCGCUUGAGUAUCAGGGCUUCCGGCGAUCCCAGACCCCCGAAAAGUCCUUUGCGAAAGGCCAACCGUCCCGUCCCUACCGAUCUACCUCUGGGGGCGUCCCCAUCGCAGAACAGGCCAAGUUUGGUGGAAUGUCGCGCAUACCGUCGUCGUCGCAGUACCCCGAAAAGCCCGGCUCGACGCACCCGUCCCCCCAGAUCGCCUCCGCAGAGGCCCCGUACAAUGAAACCCGUCGGUUGAGCUUCAGCGGACCCGUGCCUCGUCCAAACAGCCAGCCACAGCACCUGGAACCGCCGCCGCGCUCUACCGGUUACAGCCCGCUGUCACGACCUGCUGCGGUGGCGGGGGUCGGAGACGGCUCUUUUGCCGCCGCCGCGCAUCAGCGGGCCGCAUCGUACAUGGGACACGACCCUCAGCACGCUCGAUACGGAGGCUUGUAUGCGGAUCGACACGCGGAGGAACAAGCACACCGCGAUCGGGAACGAGCGAUCGCGCACGAGGCGGAAGCCAAGGCGGCGGCUCACCCUCCCCCGCGGUAUGGUCCACCUUAUGGCGACCGGGAGAUUGCGACACACCGACCACAUGGUCCGUCCGCGUGGGAGCUCGCGCGCUCGCAGCCCCCGUCGCCCGACACGAAGCGCUUCCCUGCUUCUGAGCCGGGCUCCGGGUUUGGAUUUGGCGCGAUCCAGAACUACACCAAGUCUCUGGGUUCCCAGCUGGGAGGGUCGCGACAGCCCUCGCUCUCGGUUCACCCCCCACAAGGCCAGCCACCCCCUCCGUCGCACGACCAACCGCCAUACCUCAGCAAGCUUCAAACGGAAACCCGUGUCUUCCCUCCGACCUCGUCGACCGGUCCGCCUUCACUGAUCCACUCUGCCUCGUCGGAUGACCAGCGGCGCAAGGGCAGUGAUGAACUCAUCGCCCACCGCAACCUCCUUGGGGUUGGAUUGGAUCCGAAACGGGGUGGACGGGCGUCUCCGCUGCCCCAGGCAGUGCAGGGUGCACAGGCUCAGAUCCUCGGACCUUCGGGCGACUCCGGCAUUAAGAAUGAACUAGGUCGUGUCUUCUCGGGGAUUGGAAGUGGUGUGGGUGGUGUUACCGCUACGACGGGUGGCAGUGGACCUCCGACCCCAAUGGCUCCCAGCCCCUUCAAACGCGACAGUGCCGUUGCUCGACCGAGCAACGGCGAGAUCACUGACGAAACGAAGACUGCUCGACCUACUUCUGCCAAUGGCAAGCGACCCAGGAAAUCGCGCGACGAAGAAACUCGGGCGGAAAGUGAAGCUGCGGCCGCUGGAGCUGCUCGUGGUCGGCGCAAUCGACACAACCACCACCACCAUCACCACCACCAUCAUCACCGCUCCCGGGCCGAAGAAGAAGCUGCUGCGGCUCUUGGUGCGAGCCGCCCCUUGUCCGCGGUAAACUUCUUCCAUCGAACGGCCACUCCCGGGGAAGGAACGACGCCCGCUCCAGCCCCGCCGGCUCUGGCCCAUCACCCUCACCCUCACCACCACCACCAUCAUCACCAUCACCACCACGUUCCUCGACCGGCUGCGCCUACCACCAAUGCGUCGGCGACGCCGAUGCGCGAGCCUCGCACCGUGGUCACGAUUGAGCCCCUCCUGACGAGUGUGGCGCAUCUCCCUCGGCACCACCUUGGGUCAACGCUGUACGCGCCCCGGAUCGGAGCACCGACGGACAAGGCGACACUGGAGAGUGCCAAGUUUGGGUACACGACGACCCCGCUGCCGCUUCCUCGGUUUGAAGGGAAUGAGAACUGCACAUUCACGAUCCGCGUGCCCCGGUUCCGAAUCGACAGCAGCCACCGCGAGGAGAUCUGUGCCCGACGCGCACUGUGGGGGACGGGCGUGUACACGGAUGACUCGGAUCCCGUGGCCGCCGCGAUCCACUCGGGGUUCAUCCGCGGGGCCUGGGGCGACGAUGUGGACGUGGACCUGCUCGACCUCGAGAUCAAGGAUGCGUACCAGCACGCGCCCAAGACGGCGCAGGACGUGGGCAUGGAGGGUGAGCGACCCCAGGUCCCGCCCGUGCCUCCGACGGACAAGGAUCUCCACAUCACGCUCCUCGUCCUCCCGCGAUUGGAGCGCUACGAUUCCAGCGUCAUCUUCGGGCUGAAGUCCCGGGCCUGGGAGCGCAUGCACGAUGGAAUGAGCUUCAAGGUGUUGCGGGUGGAGUGGGUGGACGAGGGCGUUGGGCGCGGCGAGGAGCGCAGCGGCGAGGCGCGACGCAAGCGACUGCGCAAUCUGAUGCAGACCGGCCGGAUCUGCACGGGGCCCGGGGUGAUCAAGUUGGAGCAGCUGCGGAACGGCGUGCAGAUCCCGCGGCGGAAGAAGAUCGAGGGCCACGAGCAGCCGUCGCCGAUGACGGUGUCAUGAGUUGGGUAGAAGUUGAUGAACACUCUCUUUUGUUACGCCAGCUGUGAGGAGUUGGGAUUUUUUGUUGUAUUAAUUAGCGCGGCGCGGUUGCAAACUGAGACUCGAUUAAUGAGAUAAUCCCGAUACCUG
Aspergillus heteromorphus CBS 117.55 is the source of this 3139-nucleotide messenger RNA. RefSeq lists its product as uncharacterized. The transcript is spliced from 2 exons. NCBI's taxonomy places the organism in Eukaryota, Fungi, Ascomycota, Eurotiomycetes, Eurotiales, Aspergillaceae. The record is from RefSeq and is a predicted model, not a curated record. The coding region runs from base 383 to 3010 and encodes 875 amino acids.